This is a messenger RNA of Sinocyclocheilus rhinocerous, 1872 nucleotides long. RefSeq lists its product as uncharacterized. The coding region runs from base 1 to 1656 and encodes 551 amino acids. The record is from RefSeq and is a predicted model, not a curated record. The transcript is spliced from 10 exons. Lineage: Eukaryota; Metazoa; Chordata; Actinopteri; Cypriniformes; Cyprinidae.
AUGGAUGAUGAUGAUGAUGAUGAUGAUGGCGCCCCGCCCGGAUCACACAGUCGGACUGGCGCCAUCUCAUGGAGCACUUCUUCCCAAUGUGUGGAGCUCGCAUCCCAGGAGGUAUCAGAGUGCUCACACCUGCAUUUUUUUUUACACAGAUAUCCAGCUAAAAUGGGCAUUGCGUGUGUGGCAGUCAUUAGCACACUCCUGUGCUCAGUUUUGUCAUCAACCAUUAAAGCUAAAGAUGAACACCGCACUGUUUUAUUUGGAGAGGAUGUUCAUAUUCCCGUGCCGGCUUUAGACACAACAGAGGUGUUGUUCAAGCCGAGAGUGGAUGCGUUGUUAGGGCGGGUUCUCCUGCGGGACGGGAAAAUUCUGGAUUCAAGAUCCAAACUGAACGUUCACAUCAGCCAUUUGAUCCUGGAGGAUGUGGGCGAGGAGGAUGAGGGCACGUAUGUGGUGAAGAAUUCUGCGGCCCUGGCUGAUGUCAGACGAAUCAUUCUCAUUGUUCGAGACUGUGCACUAGAGACUGUGGUGAAAUAUGGAGACACGUAUCAUAUCCCGAUCAACCCUUCGAUUGGUCCGUACACCCUUAAGUUCAGGCCUGAAGCUCAAACUCCAGUCUACCAGACCACAGAGGAACCGCCUGUGCUGCUUCUCAACCAGACCGGCAUCCCCACGCAAGCGUACAAGCACCGCCUCACUGUGGGCGAGAAGAGGGUCAGCCUAGGUUUGGUUACCGGAGCUGAUGAGGGCAGCUACACCGUCGUGGACAGUGAUGAAAAAGUCCAAACGAGGGCCUGCCUCGACGUGAAAGCCCACCAGAUCUUUGUGCACUUGAAUUAUGGUAAAACCUUGAAGAUCAGGCUUCACGUGGACUACACCAAAGUCAAAAUGGUCUACUUCACGGACACUGACUACAAGGAACGACUCAUCAUGGACCAGGGGGAGCUGACGGCACCUGUCGACUCUGCGUUUGAGGGUCGAGAGUCUGUGGAAGGAUCCAUGUUCUACUUGAAGAAGGUCAAAGUCGGUGACAACGGUGUCUUUCGAGUGAUGGACUCUUCAGGCUUCCGCAUAGCUGAUGUCUACCUUCAUGUGGAGCCCUAUAAGCUGCCACAGCUUUAUCUGGCGAUCAUCUCCUUGGUGUUCAGACAGGUGGUUCAUGAAGCUUAUACUAGAUUCACAAAGGAGCCCACCGUACAGUCCACAUGGGAGAACAACACUGAAAGCACAGAAGUUGAGAUCAAAGGUCUUGAGGUGUCAAAACCAGGUCAGUACCAUGCCCUCCAAUCUGACAAAAACUUCUUGGAGAUGAAUGACUCAGGCGUGGAGUUCAACUCGUCUGCGCUCCCUCUGGACAGUGACGCAGACGUACCCGACAAUCUCGCCUCUCACAAGAUCCUGCUCGAGUCUGACACUCUCGCUGGCGUCCCGCCAGCCAUUUCUGAGGGCGACCACAGUGCCACUCGCACCCCUGAUUCCAUUCUGAGUGUCAGCCCUGCUGUCCAGCCCAAAUCUGCAGCUCAGAUAGAUGGCGACUUGAUUGGCGCGACCACACCUGAGGAAAUUGCAAAAGCAAAUGAAUCGGAUGCAAAGAUGAGCAAAGAUGCUUCACCACAUUCAGAGAAAGCAUUGGAUCCAAGUAAUGGAACCACAACCUGAGAACUUUAAAAUAAACUGAGUCACACUAACCAGUGUGGCCACUUUUCAUUCGUAACAUCUCACCGUUUGAUGUCUAAAAUUACCCAGCACAUCUUGCUGGGCUCAUCUGAUGCUUAACAAAUGGUUUGUCGAACAAGCAGAAACACUGAUUCUAGAAGAACAAAAGAACAAAUCCAAGAGAAGACCACAAAAUUCACACACACAAAAAAUAACUUU